UUUUAGGGAGAAUAAUUCUAAUAUAUGUGUAUGCAAUUCACCACAAAUUGUCAUUACUCAGUACCAGCUUAUGAUGAAUGAACUGAAUUAGCAGUUGGAUCUAGGAAUGGUAUUCAGUGUGUAGACAGUGGCACAGCUGUGGCACAGCCCCUCAGAGCGAGCAAUGGCCUUGGCACGAUCUGGAGGCCGCUGUGUGUGCAUGGUGUGAUCAUCACCAGGAGGUCAGUGAGGCCGGCGGCUGUGAUGCACUAGCUGUGAUGCCAGGAUGACCAUGCACUCGUGACUGGAUGCACGGGGGCUGAGGGCCAACCUGUGUGCGCCAAAGCAUGGGCUGGAAAGUGAUGUGCUGCACAAGCCAGUGCAGUAAUGACGCCUACCUCCUGGGCUGAGAAAUCUAAACAUUACGUGAGUUGAUAAAGAACGCCAUAGUUACAGAGCUGGAGCUUGGCACCGGUGCGUUGUGCCCAGUACAGGGAAGGUUGGCAGGGGCGAGGGCUUCAGGUAUCCUUGACUAGGGAAGCAGAAAGUGGGGUGAUGGAAUACCAGAAGCUAGAGUCCUAGAGUUGACCGUGCAGCCUUGAUGCGCCCAGUGUUUGCCCUGAGCUCCCUGCAGACUCAGCAGCUGCCUGCGAGAAGGGCCUUCCUAUGUUUGGCUGGAAUAAGAUGGCCUUUCCCCAGAUCCCUCUGGGUUCUCUCGAUCAUAGCAACAACAACAAGCUGGCUGAGCGCUUUGGGCCGGUGUUCACGCUGUACCUGGGCCCGCGGCGCACAGUGGUGCUGCAUGGCUACAAGGCGGUGAAGGAGGCACUGCUGGACCACAAGAAUGAGUUGUCAGGCAGAGGCGACAUCCCUGCAUUCCGGGAGUACAGGGACAAGGGAAUCAUCUUCAAUAAUGGACCCACCUGGAAAGAUGUCCGGCGGUUCUCCCUGACCACCCUUCGGGACUAUGGGAUGGGAAAAAAGGCCAAUGAGGAGCGGAUCCAGAAGGAGAUGCACUUCCUUCUGGCGGAGCUCAGGAAGACCCAGGGACAGCCAUUUGACCCCACCUUUCUCAUUGGCUGCGCACCCUUCAAUGUCAUAGCUGAUAUCCUCUUUCACAAGCAUUUUGACUACAAUGACAAGAUAUGUCAGAGGCUGAUGCAUUUAUUUAAUGAGAACUUCUACCUGCUAAGUACUACCUGGCUCGAGUUUUACAAUAAUUUUUCGAGCUACCUACACUACCUGCCUGGAAACCACAGAAAAGUGAUUAAAAAUGUUUCUGAAAUAAAAGAGUAUGUGACUGUUAAAGUGAAGGAGCACCAGCAAUCUUUGGACCCCAACUGUCCCCGGGAUUUCACUGACUGCCUGCUUGUGGAAAUGGAGAAGGAGAAGCACAGUGUGGAGCCCUUAUACACUCUGGACAAUAUUGCCGUGACUGUGGCUGACAUACUCUUUGCAGGGACAGAGACCACCAGCACCACUCUGAGAUACGGGCUCCUGAUUCUCAUGAAGUACCCUGAGAUUGAAGACAAAAUUCAUGAAGAAAUUGACAGAGUGAUUGGGCCCAGACGAACUCCUGCCACCAAGGACCGGCUGGAGAUGCCCUACACGGAUGCUGUGGUGCAUGAGAUUCAGCGGUUCAUCAACCUUGUGCCCAACAAUCUGCCCCAUGAAGCAACCCGAGACACCACAUUCAGAGGAUAUGUCAUCCCCAAGGGCACAAUCAUAAUACCUACUCUGAGCCCUAUUUUGUAUGACAGCCAAGAAUUCCCUGAUCCAGAGAAGUUUAAGCCAGAGCACUUUCUGGAUGAGCAAGGGAGGUUCAAGUACAGUGACUAUUUCAAGCCAUUUUCCACAGGGAAACGGGUGUGUGUUGGAGAAGGCCUGGCCCGUAUGGAAUUAUUUCUACUCUUGACUGCCAUUUUGCAGAAUUUUAAUUUGAGGCCUCUUGUGGACCCAAAGGAUAUCGACUUAAGCCCUAAGACAAUUGGGUUUGGCAGGAUCCCACCACACUACAAACUGUGUGUCAUUCCCCGUGCCUGAGUGUAGGGAAGAAUCACCUAGAGCGCCCCCCAACCCUGUCUCCUUGACUGCAGCCGUGGAAUCUUCCCAGAGCACCUCCAUGGCCACUGGGAGACUGCUAUUUCUACCUGGGGCAAUCUGGCCAGAGAUGAUACUUUCUAGGAUCCCAAUCUUCAGACAGAGUUUGAAAGCAAAAUCCAAAAGAGAUUUUGUUUAACUUAAUUAAACUAAGAAUUUGCUUGAGGCCAUGUCAAAUUCCUAGAAGCAUGGUAAUUAGGAAUCACUGUAAAUCAAACAGACCUUUUCUAAAAAAGAACUAUCAGGUCACCAGCACCAAUAUCUAUUAUAAAGUACGGGGUGGCCAUAAAGUUCAUGUGCAAUUAAAAUAGUGUGUAAUUUAGAAGUGCACAUGAGCUUAUGGCCACCUUGUAUUGACAAAGAGGAAUAGGAAUACUUUUUUCAAGACUGGAAUCAGCAGGAUUUAUUAAUCAUGUCAAACAUAUCCCCACCUAUCUUGCCUGCGGACACAAUUGUUUCUCAGCUGCCCUCUGACCAUCAUUUUGUGCUAUGUUUUAAGGAUAAAAUAUGUCUCAAAAGUCAACACAGUCAUCUCUUAUUACUAAAAUCUGACUUUGUAUCUGGAAGAAGAAAUUCUAGGCUUAGGGAGACACAUGGAAUGUGAUGGUGGUAGCCAAAAGUCUUCUUAGUGAACUAAACUGGACAUUGGAAAGAGAAGUGGAGUUUGGACUGACAGCCUUGUCCUCACUGGGCAAGCCAUCUGGACCCACAGUUCUCGUGCCUUGCCUGUGUCUGUAAUACUGAGACUACAGUUGUGGGGCAGAGUGUCCAGGCUUGAUGGAUUGGGCAUGCCAAACCUUCAGAACCAUUCCCAGCACACUGUGUUCCUUAAUAAAACCAGUGACAUUUUA
Messenger RNA from Otolemur garnettii (small-eared galago), 2930 nucleotides. It is a transcript of the gene CYP2E1, whose product is annotated as cytochrome P450 2E1. The coding region runs from base 646 to 2022 and encodes 458 amino acids. Gene Ontology annotation, cellular component: intracellular membrane-bounded organelle; cytoplasm. The record is from RefSeq and is a predicted model, not a curated record. Gene Ontology annotation, biological process: xenobiotic metabolic process. NCBI's taxonomy places the organism in Eukaryota, Metazoa, Chordata, Mammalia, Primates, Galagidae. Gene Ontology annotation, molecular function: heme binding; iron ion binding; oxidoreductase activity, acting on paired donors, with incorporation or reduction of molecular oxygen, reduced flavin or flavoprotein as one donor, and incorporation of one atom of oxygen. The transcript has 9 exons.